Messenger RNA from Sungouiella intermedia, 1479 nucleotides. NCBI's taxonomy places the organism in Eukaryota, Fungi, Ascomycota, Pichiomycetes, Serinales, Metschnikowiaceae. The record is from the annotation of a GenBank genome assembly.
AUGUACGUCCAGUUACCCUUUGACGAGCUCAAAGUGGACCCUACCAAAAAGAAGCGUGUGGCGUACUUCUACGACGCCGAUGUGGGAAACUACGCCUACGGUGCUGGUCAUCCAAUGAAGCCCCACCGUAUAAGAAUGGCUCACUCACUUAUCAUGAACUACGGUCUCUACAAAAAAAUGGAAAUUUACAGGGCCAAACCAGCCACCAAGCAGGAGAUGUGCCAGUUCCACACAGAUGAAUACAUCGACUUUUUGAGUAGAGUGCUGCCGGACAACUUGGACAUGUUUGCCAAAGAGCAGAUAAAGUUCAAUGUUGGAGAUGACUGCCCAGUUUUCGACGGACUUUUCGAGUACUGUGGAAUCUCAGGUGGAGGAUCCAUGGAAGGUGCUGCCCGUUUGAACCGUGGCAAGUGUGAUAUAGCCAUCAACUAUGCUGGAGGCUUGCACCACGCUAAAAAAUCCGAGGCGUCCGGUUUCUGCUACUUGAAUGAUAUCGUGUUGGGAAUCAUAGAGUUGUUAAGAUAUCACCCACGUGUGUUGUACAUAGAUAUCGAUGUGCACCAUGGAGAUGGUGUCGAGGAGGCUUUCUACACCACCGAUAGAGUCAUGACCUGCUCAUUCCACAAGUACGGAGAGUUUUUCCCCGGAACUGGUGAAUUAAGAGAUAUUGGUGUUGGCAAGGGUAAACACUAUGCGGUGAAUGUGCCAUUGCGUGACGGUAUUGACGAUCUGACUUACAAGUCUAUAUUCGAGCCCGUAAUCUCGAAAAUUAUGGAAUGGUACCAGCCCUCGGCCAUUGUUUUGCAGUGUGGAGGAGAUUCGUUGAGUGGAGACCGUUUGGGGUGCUUUAACUUGCUGAUGCGUGGUCACGCAAAUUGUAUCAACUUUGUCAAGUCAUUUGGCGUUCCGUUGAUGGUUGUAGGAGGUGGAGGAUACACAAUGAGAAACGUUGCUAGAACGUGGGCCUUCGAGUCGGGCUUGCUUAAUGAAGUUUCAUUGCCCAACGAGUUGCCUUACAAUGAGUACUAUGAGUACUAUGGGCCAGAUUACAAGCUUGACGUUCGUCCUUCCAACAUGUACAAUGCCAACGCCCCCGAAUUCUUGAAUAAAAUCUUGACAAACAUCAUUGCCAACUUGGAAAAUACCAAGCAUGCGCCUUCUGUGCAGAUGAAUGACGUUCCUCGUGAUGCAGAAGAUUUGGGAGACGAAGAAGAGGACACAGCUAUGGCCAUAGAUACCAAGGGAGGAUCUCAGCAGGCGCGCGAUGAGCAUGUUGUUCCAGAGAACGAGUUUUACGACGAUGAGGACAAGGACCAAGGAGAGAAGCAUAUCGGCCUUGCUGAGAAUGGCAGCUCAAACGGAAUCAAGGAUGCAGAGACCAAAACAACUGAGACCAAAGAUUCAGAGACCACUAAAAAUGGCCAGGAGUUGACCGAGGAAGAGAUGAAGGAGAUUAACGAGCUCAACGAGGCUUCGUAG